Cyprinodon variegatus (sheepshead minnow) is the source of this 2605-nucleotide messenger RNA. Its product is annotated as MAGUK p55 subfamily member 7-like. The transcript is spliced from 18 exons. Gene Ontology annotation, molecular function: protein binding. Bases 1 to 1830 code for a protein of 609 amino acids. The record is from RefSeq and is a predicted model, not a curated record. Gene Ontology annotation, cellular component: plasma membrane; cell-cell junction. NCBI's taxonomy places the organism in Eukaryota, Metazoa, Chordata, Actinopteri, Cyprinodontiformes, Cyprinodontidae. Gene Ontology annotation, biological process: protein localization to adherens junction.
AUGAUGCUGAGCAGAGCUGAGCACAAAGGCGUAUGUCAGCUGUUAUCUUCAGUUAUGUCUGGAACAGACUUCCAUACUGACAGAGAGGAGGAUUACAGGUUCCUUCACAGCAUGUUGAUGGAAAAAAAGCUCCAUCUGCUGUUUAAGAUUCACGAACGACUGAAGCAUUUUGAGAAGCGAAGCCCCGUUCCCAUCCAGGAGCACGCAGCGAGUCUGGCCUCAGAAUUGGCAGAAGAGCUGCUGUACCAAGGCUGGAGAGAUGAAGUCAAAGAACUGCUUACACUCAUUUCCAAACCUCAUUUUAAGAGUCUCCUGCGUACCCAUGAUUCUGUAGCUCAGAGAGACUUUGAGCCUGCCCUGCCACCCCUACCUGAUAAUGCAAUGACAGAAGAAGAAGAUUCGGUCAAAAUUGUGACCCUGGUCAAAACCAAAGAGCCCCUGGGAGCAACAAUUAAGAGAGACAAAUCCACAGGGGCUAUCGUUGUUGCCAGGGUCAUUAGAGGAGGUUCAGCUGACAAGACCGGUCUGAUUCAUGAAGGGGAUGAGCUGAAGGAGGUGAAUGGAGUUUCACUGGAGCACAGAAAGCCCAAAGAAAUCCUUCCCCUUCUGGCUUGCUCUAAGGAUGCUGUUAAAUUGAAAAUCAUUCCUGGAUCUCCUAACGAGGACAUGUCAUUACGGUUGACAAAGUUGUUUGUUAGGGCUCUGUUUGACUAUGAUCCCACGGAGGAUCCCACCAUCCCCUGUAAGGAGGCAGCAGUGGCCUUUAAAAGAGGUGACGUCCUCCAGGUUGUCAGCACGGACGAUGAUACCUGGUGGCAGGCCUGUCGCCUUGGAGACGGCAGCAGUCGAGCAGGCCUCAUCCCUUCGAAGCAGCUGCAUGAAAGAAGAGUUGCAUUGCAACGACCCAGAGCCCUGUUCAAGAAUCUUCAAACCAAGCCAGCAGAUGACAGUGAAGUCACAGAGGAUGUGGACUAUGGAGCUAUAACAGGAAUUCACAUUGCUGGUCUAAGGAGGAGUUUCCGACUCGGACGAAAAAGCAGCAGAUCCAGGAAAACUACUCAGUUACGGAGGUGGAACUCUGAGGUACACGGUGCCAUCUGUCCUCCUACUUAUAUAGAGGUGGUGCCCUACCAUAAGGAGCCAAAUGACAGACACAGACUCAUUGUGCUGGUUGGGCCCAGCGGAGUUGGCGUGAGCGAACUGAAGAGGAGGCUGGUGAUUUCUGACCCGGACCGCUAUGGCGUCAGUGUGCCGUACACAACACGGGAGAAGAAGAGUAAAGAGAGAGAAGGGGUGGAUUAUCAUUUUGUUACAGUUCAGGCGUUUGAAGAGCUCAUUCUUAAUCACAGGUUUGUGGAGUAUGGACAUUACAGAGGUAACUACUAUGGGUCAAAUCUGGACUCUGUCCAGAGAGUGAUGGCUGAGGGAAAAGUGUGCCUCCUGGAUGUGCACCCAAGUAAGAUAAAACUUGUUUACACCUCUGAAUACAAACCAUACAUUGUGUUUGUGAAGCCUCCAAGGAUUGAGGAGCUUCGCCUCACCAGGCGGAGAGCUAAAUUUGUCUGCGAGGAGGACAGUAAACAAGUCAGGAUGUUUACAGAGGAGGAUUUUGAGGAGAUGAUUGACCUAGCUGAACUGUUGCUCAGUCAGUAUGGUGACCUGUUUGAUAAUGUAAUUAUCAAUGGAGAUAUUGCUGUUGCAUUCAGAGAGCUGAAAGCAGACAUCGAGAAGAUAGAUGCGGCAGAAGUCCAGUGGGUUCCUGCAGCAUGGAUGCGCUCCACACCAAGCAAAGCCUGGAGAAGCUGCAGCAGUUUGACUGGCUGGAUUUGAACGGGGAUCACUUACAGUCAAACCAAAUAUUCCUUAGAGCUCGUUUCACACAGUCUCUUUGGAAGUGAUGAACACUUACUUCCUGCGUGUAUAAGUGUUACAUUUGGGUUUAGAACAUUCAGAUAUUAAUUUCUGCUAUUUUCAUUAUUUUCAUUAGUUUUCAUGAUUCCCAGCCUCUUGAGAUUUUUUUCACCAUCUAGUUUGAUUGAAUCCAUCUCCCUUUCCUCUUAAUGCUUUCUCCAUUUGUCUCAGACUUAGUUUCUCUGCUGGCAUUUAACUGACACAACUGUAAUUUGGCGAACGAGGGAAAAAAAACAAAAACGGCCCUGUAAGGAGUUUGUGGCUGGGUGUCAUCCUUUGCUGCCAAGUUGCAAACAUCCGCAGGGAAUUAUUUUGACAGCUGCUGCACUUCAAUUAACUUUAAUGUACACCAGUGAAACAUUAGAAGCAGACAUCGAGGCUUUUUGCCAACUGUGUUCUGCAUAAAACAUACACAAACAUGAAAACAAUCCUUGGCCAGAGCAAAAAAAAAACAUUCAGUACCUUAUGGAGGUAUUCAUGCUUGAACUUUGUCAUAUUGCUGCAGUGUAUAAAAGCCUUUUGCUACAUUUACAGCAGUAGGAAUUUGAGGCAUGUAUAAGUUUUACGAAUCUAGAAACCAAACUAUUUAGUGGGUUUUCUGGCAAAGUUUGUGUAAGGCCACUCAGACUAAAUUUAGAGCAUUUGUUGACAACAGAUUUUCAUAUUUGAACACUGAUUCUUAGUCAAAUGUAGG